AUGUUUGAUCUGGCCAUGCUGCAGGCCGACAACGCGCCUACAAUGACGACGAGGAAGAAGCGAAAGCUGUACGAGCGAUUCUUGGUCCUUGAGGUCUCGGUCGUCGAAUACGAGACGCCAGGAGAGUACUGCGUCAUCAUCGGCAACGAAAAGGUGUUGCGUCUCUUUGACGAGGUCCACAGCGUCGAGAAGUUUGCACAGCUGCGCGGCCCAUGGGUGUGUACCGAGGUCCACCCUGGCGAGUACGUGCAUGUCAUAGGCCAGUUUGAUAGCAACAACAAAUGCGUCGUGGAUGGCGAUGAGAAUCUGCUCAUUCUUCAUCCGGACAUUCUCGUAACCGGCACCACGGUGGGUGAAAGCUACUUUUGCAUGCGCAAGUCGAUCCUAAAUAACAAGGCCAAGACGUCGAACUACGCCAUGCCGCUUAUCAAGGGGACAAUACUGCACGACUCCUUCGAGACGGCUCUCGGCAGCAACGACUUCUCGACGGAGGCCUUGUCGGCCACCAUCCAGGAAAAGAUUUCGACCAAGCUGGCGGACAUCUACGCCGUCGGCGAAACGGACAUCACCGCCAAGAAGAACCUCGAGGUGGCGAUUCCCAACAUGCAAAACUGGGCACAACGGUUUCUGCACGCUCAACCCAAGACCGAGAUCAAGUUCAUGAGUGGACGGCAGAAGGUCUGCGUGUCCAAGGUGCUAGCCAUCGAAGAAAACAUCUGGUCGCCCGCCUUUGGGCUCAAAGGGAAAAUCGAUGCCUCGGUGGAGAUGAAAGUGGACCGCUCGGGCAGAGCAGAGCACCUCGCCCUGCCGCUGGAGCUGAAGACCGGGAAGCUCUCGCCCUACAACAUUGGCCAUCAAGCCCAGGUCAUCCUCUACACCCUCUUGAUGUCCGACCGAUACGAUACGGAUAUCCGCUCGGGGCUGCUCUACUACGUCGAAUCGGGAGACAUGAUGGCCAUUCAGAUCGCGCGGCAAGAGCUGGUGGCCAUCAUUCAGCGCCGGAACGACAUCGCCGCGCACCUUGUGCAGAAGACCUUGCGGCUUCCCGGCAUGAAGAAAUCCAACGCGUGUCGGAGCUGCCACCAGCUCAGCACGUGCACGCUCUACCACAAAGCGCUCGAGAACGGCAACGCAGAGAGCAGCGGCAUAGACAAGUUCGACCAGCUGACUGGCCACCUCACGGCCGGCCACAUGAACUACUUCUCGCACUGGGAUCGUUUGAUCGACCUCGAGGAAGCUGAAAUGUACAGAAACAGGGAAGAGAUAUGGUUGAUGAGCGGCGAAGAGCGGGAGGCCAAGACCGGCCGCUGCUUCAACGAUAUGGUGGUGGACAAACGCAUGGACAGCGAGAAGGGCUUUCUGUACUGCUUCAAGCGGGCCUCGGUGCGAGAGGCCGAGCGGGAAAGGGAGCAGCGGGGAGGCGUCGCCUCGGCCGCUGCCUCGUCCCUGCUGGACCUUGCGAUCUCGACCGGUGACUACGUGGUCAUCAGUACCGUGGCCGGUGACUUCGCGGUCGCGUCGGGGUUCGUGAAGGAGCUGACCUCCACCUGCGUGUCCAUACAAAUGAGCGAGGAGCUACGACCUCCUCCCAUUCCAGUGUCGGGUGAUGACGGCGAGUUGGCCGGUUCUCAGAUGUUUCGCGGCAUCGUUGAGAUUGAGGACCUGGUGCCGGAUGUACAGAACAAGCGGCUCCGAUCGAACAACGCCAACGUGCCGCGCUACGGUGCGGAGAUGCACAAGAGUUCUCCCGACAGCCAAGCAGCCCCUGGCGCAACGCUCUUUGACGUGCGCUGGCGACUGGACAAGGAGGAGCUGUCCACCGGCUUCUCGCUGGUCAAGCAGAACCUCCUGCGCCUCUUCGUCCACGAGGGCGACCAGAAGCGACGGAGGCUCGUCGUCGACCUUGAGCCGCCGAGCUUCCUCUCCGCCCAGGCGCUCUCCCAGUCGCUCUCGCAGCGGAGCCUGCGUAAGGGCGAGGUCAAGCUGGAGCCGCGGCCGCAGCUCGACGCGAAGAAGUUGGGUCUCAACGCCGACCAGCAACUGGCCAUCGAGAAGGUCCUGCAAGCGGAGGACUACGCCCUAAUCCUCGCUUACGGCAAGUCGGUGCUCAUAACAGCGUACACCCACACCGCCGUGGACAACUUGCUGCUGAAGCUGCUCGACAUGGGCGAAGAGUUUCUUCGUCUGGGAAAGCCCGAGAGCGUGGACUCCCGAAUCCAACCCUACGUGUUCCACAAUGGAAAGGCACCGGGUGGCAAGGCGGUCGCGUCGGUGAAGGAGGUGGAGACCAUCUUCCAAUCGGCGAGAAUCGUGGCCACCACGUGCCUGUCCAUCAACAACCCGCUGUUUGAAAAGCGGCGGUUCGAUUACUGUAUCGUCGACGAGGCCUCGCAGCUCACCCUGCCCGUGUGCUUGGGUCCUAUUCGGUUCAGCGACGUGUUCGUGCUGGUCGGCGACCAUUACCAGCUGCCGCCCCUGGUCCUCAACGCCGAGGCCAAGGAGCUCGGGAUGGGCGUGUCCUUGUUCAAGCGGCUCAGCGAAGCCCACCCCCAAUCGGUGGUCAACCUGGAGUAUCAGUACCGCAUGAAUGCGGACAUCAUGAAGCUGUGCAACCACCUGACCUACAGCCACCGACUUCGCUCUCUGCGGGACCAACUGACGCACCUGGAGCGUCUGCCCGAACCGCUCGUGUAUGGUGUGCGCGUCGCUGAGUCCGGCGGCGAAAGCCCGCUUAAGGGGCACGAGCCAAGCGGCGAUGGGUCCCUGCGAGAGAAGGAGGCCCUGUCUGCGCUGCAUUGGCUGCGCGAGGUCCUCGAUCCCGAGCGCUCGGUCGUGUUCCUCAACACCGACUCCGUUCCCGCGCUCGAGUCCCGUGCAGGCGACGAAGCCGCGGGAGGCGGGGUGCUCAGCAAUCAAAUCGAAGCCGAGCUGGUGUGCCAGAUCACCGACGGGCUCUUGUUGUGCGGCCUGGAUCCUGCCGACCUGGGCAUCAUCUCGCCCUACCGCGCUCAAGUCAAGCUCAUCCGCAGCCUCAUGGCCAAGAUCAACGACUUGACUGGAGACGCCACAGAGAUCCACACUGUCGACAAGUACCAAGGCCGGGACAAGGACUGCAUCAUCGUGUCCUUGGUUCGCUCCAACGCGGAGAAGAAGGUGGGCGAGCUCCUGUGCGACUGGCGGAGGGUGAAUGUGGCUUUCACGCGGGCCAAGAAGAAGCUCAUCAUUCUGGGCUCCCUCUCCACACUCGAGAACAACCACCUCUUCUCCAUCUUCCUUCAGCUGCUUCGCGAUCAGAACUGGGUAUGA
Messenger RNA from Acanthamoeba castellanii str. Neff, 3306 nucleotides. RefSeq names its product DNA replication factor Dna2. NCBI's taxonomy places the organism in Eukaryota, Discosea, Longamoebia, Acanthamoebidae. The transcript is spliced from 23 exons. The coding region runs from base 1 to 3306 and encodes 1101 amino acids. Gene Ontology annotation, biological process: replication fork reversal. Gene Ontology annotation, molecular function: 5'-flap endonuclease activity; single-stranded DNA helicase activity. Gene Ontology annotation, cellular component: cytoplasm. The record is from RefSeq and is a predicted model, not a curated record.